AUGAUCGAUUCAGUGUCUUCGAGUCGCCUCCUUCCUCUUUCCACAGUUAGGGUAUUAGGAAUGAGGUUGGUUUUGGCAAUUUCCGAUUUUACCCCGGUUUCGAUGGUUCCUCGGAGGAUUAUAGCGAUCCGCAGAGGGGUGGUGGAGACAGUGUUGAGGAAGUUUAUUCCAAAACUAAAUAGUAGGCGACAUGAAUUAUUUCAAGAGACACCAUUUGGGAUCUUCAUUAGUAUGCCCACCCUGAAUAGUGAUCCAAUGCUCUGUCCUUUGAUGAUGUUGCAUGAGGUUCAUGAUGUGCUGGUACCCAGGGCUAGGAGGUUUCAGUUCGAGUUACAAGGCAGGGUGGUGGAAUAUGGAAAAAAUAAUCCACAUGAUGUUGAAGCAACGGAUUUUGAGAUCGAAUUUCCAUUCCAUUCGCGUUAUCUGACUUGGACUUUGCACGGAAUGGAGUCUGCACCGAUGCAAUAG
Messenger RNA from Lactuca saligna, 468 nucleotides. The record is from the annotation of a GenBank genome assembly. Lineage: Eukaryota; Viridiplantae; Streptophyta; Magnoliopsida; Asterales; Asteraceae.